Carcharodon carcharias (great white shark) is the source of this 1272-nucleotide messenger RNA. RefSeq names its product calpain-1 catalytic subunit-like. Gene Ontology annotation, cellular component: cytoplasm. Gene Ontology annotation, molecular function: calcium ion binding; calcium-dependent cysteine-type endopeptidase activity. Gene Ontology annotation, biological process: proteolysis. The record is from RefSeq and is a predicted model, not a curated record. NCBI's taxonomy places the organism in Eukaryota, Metazoa, Chordata, Chondrichthyes, Lamniformes, Lamnidae. The transcript has 14 exons. The annotation marks the transcript as partial.
UUGGCCUAUCGGGGAAGAAUGGAGAGAUUGAUCCGGAUCAGGAACCCCUGGGGUCAAGUGGAAUGGACCGGAGCCUGGAGUGACAAUUCCUCCGAAUGGAAUGAUAUUGAUGAGGAUGAGCGUGAAGGGAUGGUGCAGAUGGAAGAUGGGGAAUUCUGGAUGGCAUUCUCCGAGUUCCUGAGACAGUUUUCACGAUUGGAGAUCUGUAACCUGACCCCAGACACUCUGGAGGAUGACAUGAUGAAGCGCUGGAACAUGGCUGUCUUUAAUGGUGCUUGGAGGCGAGGCAGUACUGCAGGUGGCUGCAGGAACCACCCAGCUACGUUCUGGAUUAACCCACAGUUUAAAAUCACGUUGGAGGAGGAGGACGAUGACCCUGAGUAUAAUGAUGUCUCCUGCAGCUUCCUGUGUGCUCUGAUGCAGAAAGAUCGACGCAGAUAUCGCAAGCACGGCCAGGACAUGCACACCAUUGGCUUCGCUGUGUAUGAGGUUCCAGAUGAGUACCGUGGCUGUCAGAACGUGCAUUUGAGGAAGGAUUUCUUCCUGACUCACAGUUCGUGUGCUCGCUCUGAAACCUUCAUUAACCUACGGGAGGUCAGUAACCGCAUCAAAUUACCCCCUGGGGAGUAUGUCAUCGUCCCCUCGACCUACGACCCCAGUAAGGAGGCUGACUUUGUCCUGAGGGUCUUCACUGAGAAGCAAGCCGAUUCAGAGGAGCUGGAUGACCCAAUCAGCGCUGACCUGGAAGACGAGGAUGAAAUCUCUGAGGAUGAUGUUGAUGAGAAUUUUAAAGCCAUGUUCAGUCAGCUCGCCGGGGAGGACUUGGAGAUUAGCGUAUUUGAACUGCGGACAAUUCUCAACCGGGUGCUAUCUAAACAUCGUGAUUUAAAGACAGAUGGAUUCAGUCUGGACUCCUGUCGUGGAAUGGUCAAUCUCUUGGAUAAAGACGGCAGUGGUCGCCUGGGAUUGGUGGAGUUUCAAAUCAUGUGGAACAAGAUCCGCAAAUGGCUGGGUAUUUUCAGACAAUAUGACAUGGACAAGUCAGGCACCAUGAGUUCCUAUGAAAUGAGACUUGCCCUCGAAUCGGCAGGUUUUAAAAUCAACAACCGAAUCCACCAGGUUAUAGUGGGGCGUUAUGCUGAGAAUGAUGCUUUGGAUUUUGAUAACUUCAUUUCCUGCCUUGUCAGACUGGAGGCCAUGUUCAGUGAGUAUCGUCUGGGAGAAUUCACCUCAUCACCCAGGGCUGUCUCCCCCCUCCAGCCCUGCACGUAG